CGUGGUUUUUUCUUUUCGACGGCGACUCGAACUUGUUGGGGGCUGUUUAUGUGAUAUGGUUUGAAGGGGAGGGCUAGUGGAACGUGGCCUGCUGUGUGUGCAUGGAGGCGCCUUCAUAGUCUCCGCUGGCGCUGGGCGGGUGGCUUUUCCUCAGGCAGAGAGUUAUUUAUUUCUCUGAGAUCCUGCUCAAAGGGAAAGGGUCCGGCUUGCUUUGUGCGUUGCUGGCGCUUGAGGCGGCCGUAGCACAUGCCCCUGUGCGCCAAGUUCAGUGUGUGACUGGCGGGAGGAGGAAAAGCACCUUGUCGGAGAAGGGCGCUAAAGGGAAUCGUUCUCUCGCCCGCUUGCUAACCCCGCGCUUGAUUUUUGCAGGAAAGAAUGGAACUAUUGGGGCGAGAAUGUGAAAGUGCCGACCGGAGAAAGCAAACGCAUUCACGAUCCUCAGAGCCACUUAAAUUGUUGAGAUUAUUCAUUAAGAAUGGAAGUCGUUUCCCACCCUGAAGAUCAUGGAGCUAAAGUAGUAAGAUAUGACAAUAACUACUCAUUUUGUAUCAUCUGUCAGAGAGAGAGAAAUGGGGCAUUGGUGAUGAAGCCUGUUGCUAUAUCCUAUGAAAAAUUACUAAGCUUUAUCAGGGAGCGUGCUCACUAUGGAGACAAACGUUUUCCUGAGAUUAGUAGGCGUCUCGGUGAUGUCACAUGUCAAGACCUUCAAGCAAAAGGAUGUUUGUGGUAUAGAAAAUGUUAUCAAGAGACUGUUCAUACCAAAAUGCUCAAACGUGCCAAAGAACGAUAUGAAGAAAAGAUAAAAUUGAAUACUGAGGAAGACCCAAUACUGUCAAGCAGUACCUUCACUUGCUCUGUAUUACCUUACAAAAGCGAAUUUUGUUUCUUUUGUGAGAAUGGACCAGGUCACAAGAACCCUUUGCAUUCAUUUUCUACAGAAAAUGCUAGUCAGUCACUUAGAGAUGCUGUUGAAAGAAGUGGGAAUGAGAAACUGCUUGUCAAGCUUUGUACAUCCAUUGAUCCUCAAGAUGCACAUGCUAUUGACAUUAAAUACCACAAACGGUGCCGGGCAACACAUGUAGCAAAUGUCAAUCGCUCACCUCUCAACCCACAAAAACCAAGCAAGGUGAAUGAGGUGCCAGCCGAAAUUGAAUUCCUUAGUCUGCUUGAGGAUACAUUGUUGGAGGGAAAUACAGUCACCAUGGCUCAUCUUCAAGAGGCAUACACAGGAAUCCUUAUGGCAAAUAAUGUGGACAGCAAUCCCAGUCGCAAAAAAAUAAAGCAACUUGUAUAGCAUGAUAUACCAAAUGUAGAAUUCCAUAAACCAAAAUGAGUGAAUGAAUCAGAAUGUUUCUAUCCAAAUUUUAAGAGAUGCUACAAUUCAGUUAGCAGAAGAGAGCAACACUGAAGGAAGUGACGACAUGAAAAUACUCGAUGCUGCUGCUAAGAUUCUACGAUAAAUUAUUACCAAAGCAGAGAGAUGGGAAUUUACUGGUUCGCUUAUAGAAAUUCAAGAUAGGGAUGUUCCAGGUGAAUUGUAUAGCUUCUUCUGUUGGGUUCUCAGGGGACCAAGCACAAGCCUAUCCACAGGGAAAAAAGACUGGGAAGUCAGCCAGCAUGCCAUGAGUUUAGCUCAGACUACAGUGUCUUUGUUUCUGUCCCAGGACCAAGUCCAAAACAAGAUAUCACAGACACUAAGGACCACCCAUGAAAUGAUGGAGAAUGAGGAUCCAGAGGAUGAGGAGCUAGAGGAAGAAGAUGAUGAGGGUCUCUGGGAAGAAGCAAAUUAAUACACAUAAUAAUGUGAUGCCCCAAAGUGCAAAAACUUUUUUAAUGGACAUAUUUCAUAUGCUGUAAUAUUGGGUGUAAGGUAGUUCAUUUUUGUCAACCAUAUACAAAACUGGUAGUAAAAGUCACUUUUGCAAAAUGUU
Hemicordylus capensis (graceful crag lizard) is the source of this 1931-nucleotide messenger RNA. RefSeq lists its product as uncharacterized. The transcript is spliced from 2 exons. The record is from RefSeq and is a predicted model, not a curated record. Lineage: Eukaryota; Metazoa; Chordata; Lepidosauria; Squamata; Cordylidae. Bases 476 to 1294 code for a protein of 272 amino acids.